UCUGUAGUGGUGCGCAGAACAACACUAACGCUGAACUUACUUCCCGAAACCAGGGUCAAAUAGUCUGGUCAAAAAUAUUGGUGAUCUGUCUUAUUUGGAAAGGAGACAGGCACCAUCCAAGACCUCACAGACACGAGUUGACAUCCAAGCUUUUCCAAGCAGUCUGCCAAGGGACAGUUUCAUUAUAGUGUGAGAGUGCUGCCUAUGAAACCAUGACAACUUCCAGUCUACGUGCAUUUUUCAUUCUGAAGCAAGCCUCGCUUGCUGCAAUGGGGAUGGCAGUCCAUCCAUCUCAGGCAGCCCUGUCCCUGUGUCGUGAUGUCAGGCCCCGGGAGAGACAGUGAUCUGGAGUCGGACCAUGCAGUAGACUGGUCCAUGAUGGACAUGCGGCUGGACUCGUUCCGGGGUUCCCCCCUGGCCCAGCAGGUGUCAGCGGAGAGGCUGGCCCGCGCUGGCUUCUACUUCACGGGACAGGCUGACAAGGUGCGCUGCUUCAGCUGCCACAAGACUGUAGAGAACUGGUGUGGAGGGGACACACCCGCGGAGAGGCACGCGGAGGUCUCCCCUAACUGUAAGUUCCUGAGCUGCACCCAUCGAUCCAGGGUCAACUCUCUUCAAGGUGCCAUGCUGACCAACGAACCCCACUACAACGAAGACGCCGAGGACAUGGAGUUCCGCCUGAGGACGGGAGAGGUGGUGGAUGAGUCCACCUACCCCAUGGUCCCGCACAUGGUCAGCGAAGACUCCCGGUUCAACACCUUAGGCCCGUGGCCCUCCACAUCCCCGGUCCGGCCAAGAGAGCUGGCCCAGGCAGGGCUCUUCUAUCUGGGGGAGAGUGACCGGGUGCAGUGCUUCUGCUGUGGAGGGAUGCUGGGGGGCUGGGAGCCUGGGGACACGGCGUGGGGGGAGCACUCCAAACACUUCCCCUACUGCUUCUUCAUACUGGGGCAUGAUGUGGGGAACCUCCCCUCUCAGGCGGGGAGAGAGGAGGAGGUAGGGGAGACCAGGCCACGCCCGGGUCCUCGGGUCCCCAUGCAGAGCUUUGAGGAGAGGCUAGGCAGCUUUGCAGGAAUCCAGCACCCUAUAGACCACGAGAGGCUGGCCAGAGCAGGCUUCUACAACACAGGAGCUCCAGACCGUGUGGUGUGUUUCUGCUGUGGUGGAGGUCUGAAGGGCUGGCAGCCGGACGAGAAUCCCUGGGAGGAGCACGCCAAACACUAUCCGGGGUGUAAUUUUCUGCUGACAGAGAAAGGACAGGAGUUCGUCAGCAGUGUUCAGUUAAAAGGUCCUGGCUGGAACAAUGCUGCUUCAAGUCACCUGAAUGGAUGUUCAAGUCACAGAACAGAGGUGCUGAGGUCAGCCAUGGCCCAGAGGGCGGUAGAGAUGGGUCUGGAGCCUGCCCUGGUAGAGAGGACCAUACUGGAGAGGAUACGCAGGGCUGGGACAGGCUACACCACCCUGGAGACUCUGCUGCAGGACUGCUUUAACAGAGGCCCUGACAGCGACGCAGAGACCGCAGAGAACCAUGAUGAGGAUCCCUUUGAGAAGCUACGGAAGCUGCAGAGGGAGAAACAGUGCAAAGUGUGUAUGGACAGAGACAUCUGCAUCGUCUUCAUCCCCUGUGGGCACCUGGUCGUCUGCAAGGAGUGUUCCGAGGCCCUCGACAAGUGUCCCAUCUGCUGUGCAGCCAUCACACAGAAGAUCAAGACAUACAUCUCCUAACAUGCAACCUGGUGUCAGGGAUUGUCAUCUCCAGAGUAGGAGUGCUGACCUAGGAUCAGGUCCUGUCUCUUACUCAUUAUGUUUUAAAAGGCAAAAGUGAGCCUAGAUCAGCAGUCUUAAUCUGAGAUGCUUAAUGAAUGCUGGCCCAGGAGGAUGAUUUUAUAAACACAGGCUUUCCUACUACAAAAUGUACAUAUAGAAAUAUUAUAUUUGAGGAGGACCACUGUAAAUAUGAAUAAGAGAAUCAUGGAAAGUGUGGGGAUUUUAUUUUUCAAUGAUUGUUGUAUAGAUGACACUUCCUUGUUAUGUGAUGUAUCAUUGAGGUUCACCCGACAAUACCUAAGAGGCAAUGGGCCUCAGUUUCCCAUCUUGGUAUGAAGAUUCAGAGGUUGACACUAUAUGGAGUACAGCUAUGAACAGAAAUGACUUUACGCAGCAGGUUAGGUAAAGGUUAGGGUUAGAUAAAAUGCGACAGUUGUCCCUGACUUGAGUUGAACAUGCAGCUUUUUGUCCAUGGCUGUAUCCAUGUACCCACAGUUCUGAUACUUACAUUUGAGUAAUUUAGCAGAUGCUCUUAUCCACAAUAGUGAGUGCAUACAUUUUAAUUUAUAGGUCCGCUGUGCAGCACCAUGAUCUACCAUUGCAGCUAUCAACAGUGCCUUUUCAAACAAUCUCAUUUACUUCUGUGUGUUUUCUUUAUUCAGACUAUCACAUCAUUUCCACGUUAUCUUCAUAUUUCUCUUAAAAUUAUGAAGUUGUUGACUGGGCUUUUGUUAUUGGUUUGCAAGUCAUGUGUUUCUAGUUAGUUUGCAAAGUACAUGUUUCUGAAGUAGAAGUUCUGCGAGUUCCCAAACGUACUGUCUGUUCCUUGGGCCAACUAGUAUGCUUUCAGUGUGGGACUCUUUUAUGAUUCAUUAUGUGUGCUCUGUGUGAAUAAAUAGAUGAAUUGUA
This is a messenger RNA of Oncorhynchus masou masou (cherry salmon), 2673 nucleotides long. RefSeq names its product E3 ubiquitin-protein ligase XIAP-like. Gene Ontology annotation, cellular component: cytoplasm; nucleus. Lineage: Eukaryota; Metazoa; Chordata; Actinopteri; Salmoniformes; Salmonidae. Gene Ontology annotation, molecular function: ubiquitin protein ligase activity; cysteine-type endopeptidase inhibitor activity involved in apoptotic process. The transcript is spliced from 9 exons. Bases 319 to 1722 code for a protein of 467 amino acids. The record is from RefSeq and is a predicted model, not a curated record. Gene Ontology annotation, biological process: regulation of cell cycle; positive regulation of canonical Wnt signaling pathway; positive regulation of protein ubiquitination.